Molecule: messenger RNA, 2143 nt
Organism: Andrographis paniculata
Lineage: Eukaryota; Viridiplantae; Streptophyta; Magnoliopsida; Lamiales; Acanthaceae
Product: receptor-like protein EIX1
Exons: 2
Coding region: 106-2010 (634 amino acids)
Cellular component (GO): plasma membrane
Molecular function (GO): protein binding
Source: RefSeq, a predicted model, not a curated record
CACUCUAUAAGUAGUCUUUGAAUCUUUGUUCAUCAUGCAUCUACAGCUAUAUGGUCUAAAAUCUCAUUAAAACCAUUUGAAUCUUGUUUGAGUUUCUGUGUUGCAAUGGAGAAGAUAUCUGCUUCACGUCUUCUUCUUCUUCUUAUGUUAAUGUUUGUUUUGGAGUUGGAGAUUAAUUUGUGUGUCGCCAUAAAUGCAUCUUCUGGUUGUGUUGCUGCAGAGAGGAAAGCUCUCCUCAAGUUCAAAGCAAGUCUUGUCGAUCCUACGAACAGAUUGUCCUCGUGGAGGGACCUGAACUGUUGCACGUGGGAAGGUGUCACUUGCGACCAGAUUACGGGGCAUGUUAUCGAACUUGAUCUCAGGGGCAAUGUUAGUUUCGACGAUGACAUGACUAAGGCUAUUUUCGAUGACAGGUUAGUGGGUAAAAGUCUUGAUCCUUCUUUAAGGGAAUUGAAGUAUCUCAAUUAUUUGGACUUGAGUCGGAAUAAGUUUCAAGGAAGUAGAAUUCCUGAAUUUUUAGGAUCAAUGACUGAGCUGCAGUAUCUUAACCUCUCUGGGUGUUUUCUUGAUGGUGUUGUCCCAGACCAUCUUGGCAAUCUGUCAAAGUUGCGUAGGCUUGAUCUCAACUAUAAUGAUGGCCUUAUAUCCAAUGAUAUCAGAUGGGUUUCCAACUUUUCAUCGUUGGAAUAUCUUGAUUUGAGUUGGGUUAACCUUUCCCAAACUAAUGAUUUAGUUAAGGUACUCAACGUGCUACCUUCUUUAUCAGUGCUGCGUUUCUCACAUAGUUCACUUAGCAACAAUCACUUAUCCCAUUCUUGUUUAAAUUCUUCAUUUCUUUCACAAGUCUAUAGCUUGGAUCUUAGUUGGAACUCAUUUGAAGGAGAAGUCCCUUGCUUUCUCUCGAAUAUGACUUCUCUGAGGAUUCUUGAUCUUUCAAACAAUGUAUACAACACUUCACACUUGCAAUUUUUAAAAUUAAGAAACCUUGUUCAGCUCAACCUUGGUGGGAACCAAUUUGAAUAUGAGUCAGAUUGGAUCUCCCAACUCUUAGGUGAUAUUUGCCGCUUGGAAUCAUUGUCUCUGUCUUAUAAUAACUUUCAUGGGGAGAUCUCAGCAGUUUUCAACAAUAUUUCUGGAUGUUGGAGUCAAAAUUUGAAGAGCCUAGAAUUGUCAGAAAACAACUUCAAAGGUGGUUUACCGAAUGAUUUGGACAAAGUCAAACGAUUAACAUCUCUUGAUCUUUCUUUUUCCAAUAUAAGUGGUCAAAUUCCUGAAUCGCUUGGAAACUUGUCGGGUUUGGAAAAGUUGAUUAUUCCUGGUAACAAGUUAGUGGGUCCCAUUCCAUCAUCCUUUCGAAAGUUGAAAGCAUUGAGAUGGUUGCUUCUCUUUUCUAAUCAAUUAAGUGGUCAAAUUCCUGAAUCUCUUGGAAACUUGUCGGGUUUGGAAGAGUUGGAUAUCUCUUAUAACAAGUUAGUGGGUCUCAUUCCAUCAUCCUUUAGAAAGUUGAAAGCAUUGAGAUUGUUGAGUCUCUCUUUUAAUCAAUUAAGUGGUGAAAUUCCAAUAUUUUUGGGGCAACUAUCAAAUUUGGAGAAGUUGGGCAUUUUAGACAACUUGUUCAAUGGAACAAUUUCUGAGGUUCACUUUGACAAGCUCUCGAAAUUAAAACUGCUUUCUGUAUCCUCCAACUUGAUCACUUUUAAGUUUGGACAUGGCUGGGUGCCCUCUUUUCAAUUAAAUUAUCUUCUCAUGGGAUCUUCCAAUAUUGGAGGUCAGUUUCCAUCAUGGCUUCAAUCCCAGAAGACACUAGUUUACCUUAAUUUAUCCAAUUGCGGCAUUUCAGGAACUCUACCGAGCGACAUUGGUUACAUGUUACCUCUUCUAGAAAAUUUAUUAAUGAGCCGAAACUCUAUUAAUGGCUCACUGCCUGAUUCAUUGUGCAAUAUGAGAUCUUUGCAGGCACCAUUCCUAAAUCCAUUGGAGGUGCUGGCGGAUUGCAAUGGCUUUUGUUGAACAACAACAUGCUUUCAGGACCAAUUCCCUCCACUUUACAAAACUGUACUUAUUUAGAAGCUUUAGACGUUGGAGAAAAUAUGUUGUCCGGUAAAAUACCUGCAUGGAUCGGAAAUAAGCAACUUUCAUUGUU